Rhineura floridana is the source of this 4710-nucleotide messenger RNA. It is a transcript of the gene SERTAD4, whose product is annotated as SERTA domain containing 4. Gene Ontology annotation, cellular component: nucleus. NCBI's taxonomy places the organism in Eukaryota, Metazoa, Chordata, Lepidosauria, Squamata, Rhineuridae. The transcript is spliced from 4 exons. The record is from RefSeq and is a predicted model, not a curated record. Bases 215 to 1303 code for a protein of 362 amino acids.
CUUCGGUGCUCAGAGCGAGCCUCUCUGUUCAUUAUCAUCAACCACAACAGCCGCCUGCACACAAGCGAGGGCGGGAGGGAGGAGACAACCCUCACACCCUCAGGAGCAGCAGCGGGCGCUGAGGGCAAGCCUAAAAGAGGCCGCCAGCGGGAUCUUGAGGGAGGGAAGCGCCGCCGCCGCUAGCCACACAGAGCCGCGGAUCGGAGGCGCAGCAAUGACUCUGGUGCUACCCCUGAACAGCUUCUGCGAGCCCAUUGUCUCCUCGGAAGGAGCCGCCGAGUUCCAGCCCUUGUGGGAGUCGCGCUGUUGCAGCAAGAGCAGCCCUGCCUCUGAUGCAGCCUCCAGCAGCAGCAGCAGCAGCAGCAGCAGCAGCAGCAGCAACAGCAACCAGGGCCAAGCGCAGCCGCAGGCGCAGGACAGCGAAGGCAGGGCAGCGUCUGGGCAGCCCCCAGCGGCAGGAUCUCACCACAGAGGAAUUUCAAAUCCUAUAACAUCCAGGAUCACAUACUUUAAAAGGAAAUAUGUGGAAGAAGAGGAUUUUCAUCCACCACUCAGCAGCUGUACACCUAAAACGAUAUCUGUCUUUGAGGAACGGGCACAUAUCCUUUACAUGUCUUUGGAAAAAUUAAAGUACAUCGAUGAUCCAGAAGUCUACCUAAGGAGAUCUGUUCUCAUAAAUAAUUUAAUGAAGAGAAUUCAUGGGGAAAUAAUCAUGCAAAAUAACUGGUGUUUUCCUGCUUGCUCCUUUGGGGGGCCCACAACCCAAGAGUGGUUUAUGUCUCAUGACUGUCCUUACAGAAAACGCCUUCGGAUGGCAAGGGAGGACUGUGAAAAAAUCCACGCCUGCUGUUUUUAUCAAGAAUGUGGCAGCCACUAUUUAAGUUUACCAUUUUCUACUAAUUCUGCAAUGGGAAAUUCCUCCUCGUCAUCGUCCUCCUCCAUAUCUUUGCCAAGUUGUUCCCAACAGGUGGAAUAUGGUGUUGGCUGUGCCCCAGGUUACAGGAGUGAUGAUCAGAUACAUGCCAAUGAAAUUUUCAUUACUAAUGCUGGGCCACAUGGCAAUCAAGACAAGUCAAUAUUAAGCAAUGAAAAAGGAAGCCAUGAAAUAGAACGAGACUGUGCUUCAGAUUGGGAACCUAUGAAAAGUGAUCAUGGCAUUGAAUGUAGAAGCAAAUGCUAUGAUUAUUUUGAGAUGGGGCGUGGUGACAAAAGCAACAUGAAUGAAUCUUGGAAGAAAUCCUUACGAAAAAGGGAAUGCUUACCAGGUGGCAAAAUAUGUUGCAGUAAAGGAAGCAAAAUAUGAACCCUCUUCCUCUUAAUUACAGUUCUUAAGCACACACAGCGUGUCGAAUUUAUCAAACAAAAUUUCAUUCCGGAUGAAUUUUCUUAUAGUUUUAUACAGCCAAUACAAUCAUAUCACAUGCUUCAUGGAUAGUUUAAAUGACUGGGGAGCAGAUUGCAUCAGAGCGUAUAUACUGUAUUGUCUGCAUCACAGAACUAUUUAUAAAUAUAUGGAAUCUUCAUAAAGAGCACAGUUGAAUUGCAAUGUAUAUUUUAGCUUUUUUUGCUGGAAACACAUACUCAUACACAAUAAACCAGAUGGAGAAAACACAACCCUUUUCACAUACCCUUCCCCUAGGGAAUCUGACAUGUAUUAAGAGGAAUCUCCUUUGUGCAUAUCAAUUUAUUAUAUAUUUGAUAAACAAAUUAUUACCAGCAAAAGGGGAGGUAUAUUUUUUGCCCAAGAAUAAUGGCUCUGAGAAAAACUGGAUAUAGUUGAAGAGCAAAAACUCACAUUGUGAUCUAGUAUUGACACCAUUCAGAUGUAUUUGUGUCUGGUUCAACUAACCCAAUAGGGUGCAAUAACACCUUUUUAUGGAAUCUUAAUCAGAAGUCCUUCAUACAGUUCCAGCACAUGUACAAUUUUCAGCUAAGCUGCAAAAGUGAGCCAGCUUUAUGGUGGUUUAUUGCUAUAAAGGGCAGAAUUUCUUUGGUGCCUUAAUUUUUAAUCUUAAUUUUUCCAGGGUGAAAAUUAAGUUUUUUAAGAACACACACACACACACCACACACACACACACACACACACACACAAGCCAAUAGCUACAGCAGGGAUAUAACCUAAACAGGAAAAAAAAUAAUAACAGGGUGGAUCAAAUAUUAUUAGAAACCUGUAUCCUUUGAAAUACUGGGUUUGAUUUCCUAUUCAAAUGCCUCUAUUCUUCCCUUUUGCUCAAUUGCUUUUGAUUUGCCAUAGUUAGGAAGGAUUGAAGAAAGAAAAAACAAUAGAGAGAUGUCUCUUGUAAACAAGCGCUAGCUGCUUGAACAUUUCUAUGGCAACUGUCAGUUGCUGUGAUUUCCCUUCUCCCCCCCCUCCCCGGUAUAAUGAAGUUCAUGAACCAGUGGCAUGCUUUAUACUUUGUUUCACAUCUUUUUAUCUCUUUAAAAUUGUAAAGAUCAUGUACCGGGGUUUCGUAUAACUUUAGGGUUUUUUAUUUUGGAAAAAAAGCACAAUGUUACUAAAUGAUGUGGUGAUAUAAGAGUUUAUCUGAAAUGAAUGUAAGGGUUUAAUUUUUUUUUUAACACUAUCUUGGAGAAACAGGGGGCAUAAUCUUAAAUUGUCAAAAGCACAUGGUCAGUUUUGAAUGUUUUUAGUUUAAAAUGCACAUUUUGGGCAGGAUCUGGCUAAAGAACAGCACUUUUUAAUCCCACUGAUUACAGUGGGAGGGUUAAGCAUACAAUGAAUUCUGCCGCAUUGAGAUCACUGAGAUAUCUUUAUUGCUGAAAGAACUAAUAAACCAGAAAAAAGUAACAACUCCUCUUUACAUUUAUCCUUCCUACUGGGGAGCUAGACCUAAAUUAAGAGUAAUCUUAAUUUCAGCAAAAUGCUUAAUUGUGCCUGGAUCAUGCCCUUACUUUUGUUUAGGAGCCUAUGAAGAACUUUGUUUCAUCUGUAGCUAAUCUGUGUUUCAAUCACCACAAAACCCUAUAUUAUCAACAGAGUAACUCCAAUGUAACUCCUCCCCCCCUAAAAAAAAAAGAUGGGGGAAAGUUUGAUCUUCAAAGCCUGUUCCCCUUAAAACUCUAUGUAUUUUAUACAAUAGCCACAUGAAUUACUCAGAUAACUAUGGACACUUCCAGAUUGUCACUAUUUUCAGGUGGGAUUCAAUCACAUACCAGCAAAUUCAGGUUGGGCAGUUAAAGUCAAUCUGAGCUCUUGUGCAACAAACCCACUUCUCCCCCCAACCCCCCUCCAGACUUUUUACGAUAAGGAAAGUGAUGGGGAAUGUGGGGAAUCAAUUUGGUUGACACAAUGUUAACUAACCUUUCCAUAAACAUAUCAGGACAAUGCCCAAUAAAUAGGUCAGCUGGAAGCAACCUAUAUAGUAUCUCUCAAAUCCCAUUCCUCACUCCAUAGUCCCCAGGUUAUAAAUAAAAGGGCUAAGUAAGGCAAGAAAAGAAAAGAAAAUGCAGCUCCUGUUCAUCUAUCUGCAGUUAUCUGUGCAAAACAUGAAAAGUCCUAGAGUUUAUGCUGGCCCAGAAGUCUUGGAUGAGACCAUAGCUCAGUGGGUAGAGCAUAUACUUUGCAUAUAGGAAGUUCCAGGUUCAAAUCCUAGCAUCUCCAGUCAGGUAGGUGAUGGGAAAGCCUUCUGCUAGAGAGUUGCUGCCAGCCAGAGCAGGCAAUACUGGGCAUGAUGGAUGAAGGGUCAGACAUAGUAUAAGGCAUGUUCCUGUGUGCAGUUUUUGACACGAGAACCUCUCAACCUAAUUGUAGAUAUUUGGGGUCAAUUGCAGUUACUCCUCCUGCUGGAAAGAGUUUCUGCACAUAACCAGAGGCCAGGCCUAGAGUUUAAAAUAGACUCCAGGGCUCACCUGUAUGGAGCCCUAGGUACUAAGCAUCAGCAAUAAAGAGUUUUCCCCAGUUUUAUUUUAGCAGUGGAACUGGGAGGUUCCACUAUAUGGUAGGCAUUCCAGAAUGCUGAAAAAGUGGUAGGGAUUUAAAACAAUUUAAAAUGUAUAGAGGUCAACAAUAUGUAAGUAUGGGUAGGGAGGGAUCAGGCUUUGUUGUCCCCUUGUCUGCAAAGAUGGUCAGAGCUAACCAGAGGAUGAUUACAUGUGGAUUUUAACCCCUUACCCCCACAUCUGCUGUCAUAAAAGCAGUCAUAGGAUUGUGGGAGCAAGCAGAUGGGACGGGUGGAAGACAGCCGGGAAGGGGUGCAAAGUAGGAAGAUCUUAGAAGCCACCCAUCAAGAGCCAGAUCCCUAGACCAGUGGCAACUUCAUUACAGAUUCUAUUUUUUCCUAUGUUCCAGUCCAUAUUGUGUAUUAUUUUUAAAACACAUAGUUGAGAUUGCACAGUAGACUUUUGCCAACACAUUCUGUUAUCAUCAUUAAUAACUUGUAAUUUGCAUCAGGUACGAUUACACAAUUAUCUCCACCUUCCUUGUGUGUGCUUAGGAAAUACAUGAGAUAUUUUGCAGAGAAUUAAAGUGUCUUUAUCUAUGCUAAAAUUAGCUCAGUCCCACUCGGAUAGACCCAUUGAAAUUAAUGAACCUAAGUUAGUCAUGUCUAUUAACUUGAAUGGAUCUACUCUGGAUAGCACUAGCAUUGAAUACUACCCAAUGAAAUUUGCAAGGAUGAUCAAUGUUAGACACAUUAAUUUUUUAAAAAAUGUUACCCUACCUUAUUUCUCCAAGACACAAGCAUUUUAAUU